Vespa velutina is the source of this 1921-nucleotide messenger RNA. It is a transcript of the gene CoRest, whose product is annotated as REST corepressor 2. Gene Ontology annotation, biological process: negative regulation of DNA-templated transcription; regulation of transcription by RNA polymerase II. Bases 156 to 1574 code for a protein of 472 amino acids. Gene Ontology annotation, cellular component: histone deacetylase complex; transcription regulator complex. Lineage: Eukaryota; Metazoa; Arthropoda; Insecta; Hymenoptera; Vespidae. Gene Ontology annotation, molecular function: transcription corepressor activity. The transcript is spliced from 10 exons. The record is from RefSeq and is a predicted model, not a curated record.
UUUCGCUACGGUAGCACGGAGCACAUCACAAACUUUAUUGAGCACCGUGUAUCUGCAAGCUGUGGUUUGCAUUUCAAGUUUCAACGGAAUUAAGUUUUAAUAAAUCAAUUAUAGUUGAAUUAUUUGCUAUAACUUUGAACAUUCUUUAAGUGAAAAUGGUUUUAGCAGAACGCAACUCAGAAAAUGUUAGAAAUGGUCGAAGAUCAAGAGGUCCCAGCCCUAAUGGACAGACGGAAUCUUCAAGUGAAGAAGACGGAGUUCCAGCUGAGAAAAUACGUGUUGGCAGAGACUUCCAAGUUAUAGUACCAGAAUUUGUUCCUAUCAACGAACGCAGACUAGAUCAAUGCCCUGAUAGAGCUUUACUGGUUUGGUCUCCUACGACUGAUAUACCAGAUCAAAAAUUGGAUGAAUAUAUAAUAUUAGCAAAAGAAAAAUAUGGGUAUAAUGGUGAGCAGGCUUUGGGAAUGUUAUUUUGGCAUAAACAUAAUUUAGAACGUGCAGUAUUAGAUUUAGCAAAUUUUACACCAUUUCCUGAUGAAUGGACUGUUGAAGAUAAGGUGUUAUUCGAACAAGCAUUUCAGUUUCAUGGGAAGAGUUUUCACCGUAUUCGACAAAUGUUGCCUGAUAAGUCAAUUGCCAGUCUUGUAAAAUAUUACUAUAGUUGGAAAAAGACAAGAACUAGGACAUCAUUGAUGGAUAGACAGGCAAGAAAAUUAACAAGUGGUGGAAAAGAAGGGGAAAAUGGCAGCGAGAAUGGAAGUGAGUUAGGCUCAAAUACAGACAGCGAAUCUGAAGAAAAAAAAUGGACGAUCCACCGCGGAAUACGUCGUGGAAAGAACCAAGCUGUGCCAGGAAGCCAAAGCACUGACGCUAAGGCCCCAUCCGACUCGGAAAACGCCCCUCAGGUUCAGGGCUCGUGUAGCAACUGUGGCGUCGCUUGCAAUAGUGUACGUGCGACUCCGAAGGGACACGCGUGUCAUAGCUGCUAUCUGCACUGGAGGCGUACUGGUGUAGCAAGACCUCUAAGUUCUAUGCCAGGUCGUACAAACAAAAGAAAACCACCUCGCGGAUUGGUUGUAAAUCAUGAUGACUUGGCAGCAUUGGCUGGUCAACCAAAUCAAGCUAACAACAGCUUACAAGCUAUCGACACAGAGAUUGUUAGCCUAAAACGUCAAAUACAGUCAAACAAGCAACAAGUAAGUGCUUUAAAACGUAAGACAACUGAUGGAAUAGACGAUUUACGACCACCAGAAGUAUCUAGUCGUAUAAAUGCACGAUGGACGAAUGAUGAAUUACUGUUAGCUGUUCAAGGAGUUAGAAAAUACGGCAAAGAUUUCUCUGCAAUUGCUGAUGUAAUUGGUACUAAAACAGAAGCACAUUUACGGUCAUUCUUUGUAAAUUAUCGACGAAGGUACAAUUUAGAUGCCGUUCUAAAAGAAUAUGAAGCUGAGAAUGGUCCGAUACUAAUUGAUGAUGAUAAAGAAGAAAAGAUGGAUGUCGACCAACCAAAUGAAGUGGCAGAGUCAUCACAAAAAGCGAAAACAUCAAGCGGUUUAGGACAAACUGCAAAAUAACGAAUGAUUCUACUAAAUACCAAAUGUGACAAAGCUAAUUUCAGGAUUUCUGAAAGUCGACGUUAAUACAUAGAAAAGAUACUUGUUUGGAUUAAUUUUUUGAUUUUACAUGUACUUUUUGUUAAUAAUUAUAGGUGCAUAUAUAAAAGAAUAUACAUAUGCACAUUAGUACACAUGCAAAUAUUAAAAAUAUAUUUGCGGGUCAGUUACUAAAUCAAAGGUAUUUUAAAUAUUAUGACUUUGCAAACUUUAUUAAUUCGUAAACAUUUCAUAAAUGAAUGAAUUUAUUUUUUCAAUCUGUAAAAGUUUUUAUUGGUAUAGAUUACCAUAAAAUGAUUUAUACUUAA